Messenger RNA from Penicillium nucicola, 609 nucleotides. RefSeq lists its product as uncharacterized. The transcript is spliced from 2 exons. The record is from RefSeq and is a predicted model, not a curated record. NCBI's taxonomy places the organism in Eukaryota, Fungi, Ascomycota, Eurotiomycetes, Eurotiales, Aspergillaceae. Bases 1 to 609 code for a protein of 202 amino acids.
AUGAACUCGCCGACUCAUACUAUAGAUCCAGACGGCGAAGUGAUCAUAAUAUUGCGCAAUGCGAACAGUCCGUUUGCACAACUGGCUGGAAAUACAUUUACUAGUAGGGACUCUGACGUCUUUCCGUGGUUGUUUGGUAAUGCCCAAAGUUCUCAUGAGGCGACCGAGGCGACCAAAAUCCUUUUCGAACAGCCAGAGCUGAGUCUCAAGGAAAAGGGGAGGAAUAAGAAGAAGGAAAAGAAAAGAAAGGCUGGCGCUAUUCUGACCGCUCUUGAGUCCACUUCCCCGCCGCUCAUGAUUCUACUUCAGGCUAUUCAUGGUCAAUACUAUCAUAUACCCCGAAAGCUGACCCUGGAGAUGCUCGCCAAAGUUGCUGUUAUAGCAGACUACUAUGAUUGCAAGGAGGCUUUGUAUUUCCAGACAGAUAUGUGGAUCAUGAACGUGGAGGAGAAUAUUCCUACGGCGGUUUCUCGGGAUUUGACUUUAUGGCUAUGGGUUGCCUGGUUUUUCCAACUUUCUUCCCAAUUCAAAUUAUCAACUUCCAUUGCCAUGUCACAGAGCGACGGUUGGAUUGAUAAUUUGGGACUUCCGUCCCAGACACUGUCAUAG